AUGGCGCCUCCAGUUGAAGAUUCCCCUGCCAUGCCGCGUGCCUUUUCGGAUAUUCCUUUCGCUGAAUUAGGAGCAGUGCAUCCAUCGGCCGAAAUUGUUGGUCCAGCUGAGAGGUAUUACAAGUGCAGUGGUGAGAAUAACGCAGAACUGAUGUCAAUGGGAAUUGGUCUGAAGACGUCUGACUUACGUGAGAUUGGCAACGUUGAACUUGAGCCAUACCGUUCCAUGAAGUUGAAGAAAAAGGUAACACCAACCCAGAGACAUAUGGUGGAGGAAAUCAAACGCCGCAGCUACUGUGAUGAAAAGAAGCUCUUUGAUUUGAUCAACAAAGUGAAUCUUGAAAAGCAGGGAGAUAAGAAGGACAAAGCUGCCGCCUGGAUCUCCGUGGAACCAUACAUUCGUCUCAUCGAGUGCAUGUUGAGCGAUGAGAUCAGGCCUCUGUUCCUGGAGAUGCAACGUGUAGGAGAUAGAGAUGAGUUAGACGCUCGCAAUUCUGCUAACAGGCCUGAGAGGACAGUCUUUGAGGCUUGUGCCCGUCUGUUCAAUGAUGCACACAAGGAUGUGUUCUCUCAGUGCUUGCCUGACUUACAUACCACCUUCGCUGACGUGCUUGACUGUUGUUUUGAGAACAUGCCGGGACCUGUGACGGCUGAUGAAGUGAAGCGCCGUUGGGGUGACUGCCGAGCCAAACUGAUCAAGAUAAUCGCCAAGUGGGAACUCAGUGGAAACGGAUUCGGUCAACGCCAUGAAGGAGAUGAUCUGUUUGGUCAUUGUGGAGAAGAGGAGAUGGAGUGCGGUGACAACAGAGCCAACUUCUUGGACACGCAGACCAAGGAACACGUGCUUUAUCUUUGGCAUGUGUCAGAUGAGCAGGAAGUCCUGAAGAAUGUGAUGUGUGUCAUCGCUGAAUCGGCAGCCGCAUCUUCUGAAGCUUGCUCUUCUGUUGCUGGAACUGACCAGGCUAGUGCUGCACGCAAAAGGAGGACCGAUGAGAGGGCACUUGGAUUCUUCCGCGCAAAGAUGAGUCUUGCUAUGCACACAAUGUCCCGCGCUGCCAUUUUCAAGGAACUCCGUGAGACGCAGGAAAAGCUUUUCGAGGCUCAACUCAGAGUCAUGGAGGUCACCAGCAUCGAACUGAGCAAUCUGUGGAUGGGUAGAGUCAGUUAUCUCGAAGCUCAAGUUGAGGCUGUUAAGGAAUGCUUGAACAGUUUGGCCAUCGAAGAAUCGCUGAAUCCUCCAAAGAAGAAGAAGAAGGCUGUUGUUGCUAGUGCCGCAGCCAGAGCUGCACUUGACUCCGACGACAGUGAGGACGAUGAUGAUGAUGACGAUGAAAACAACUAG
Seminavis robusta is the source of this 1341-nucleotide messenger RNA. The record is from the annotation of a GenBank genome assembly. Lineage: Eukaryota; Bacillariophyta; Bacillariophyceae; Naviculales; Naviculaceae.